UAUUAUCCAUUAUAUCACUACUCAUUGCAUUCAAUGGAUUCUGUGCUCCAAAUCAUAUCAACACAAAUGUUGGCAACAAUUUAAAUUCAAUAUUAAUUCUUCACAUUUAACAGUCAUCUCUUAAAACACACUAAAAAUGUAAUAUAAAGUACAAAAUGAUUGAAAAUCACAUGAAAAAAGUGAAACGUAAAGACGCGACGAUUCCGUUGCGAUACGGAUUGGAAGACAACUGGGAGUGGGAUAGCGAUGAUAAGUCUAACGAGGUAGUGCUGUGCGGACCCGAUAAGAGAACGGCUCACUUCCACCCGAAGUGGAGUAACGGGACUGCGGCCGUCCGCGCAUCCAAACCACUCAACCGAUCCUCUGCUCGCUUUUAUUGGGAAAUUGACAUUUGUGAUCGUAUAUUUGGCACAAGUAUGAUGUUUGGUGUGGCCACUAAACAAUCCAGACUUCAUGCCGACUCCUUUCUCAACAUAAUAGGCGAAGACCAGCACAGCUUUGGACUCUCACAUAAGGGUCUUCUGUGGCAUAACGGCCGGUGGCAGUCAUUCACCCGACCAUUCCGUGAGAACGAGUCCACAACCAUUGGUCUACUCUUUGACUCUAAAGAAGGGACUCUAACUUAUUUCAAAGAUGGCAUUUCUCUGGGCAUCGCUUUCACUGGACUUCAUUUAAUCCGAGAAGAGUUGUAUCCUAUCAUCAGCUCCACCGCAGCUAAGACUGAGAUGACUGUCAACAAUAUGCGGCGCGAGUAUUACAAUCUGCAGGACAGAUGCAGACAUGUUAUACUUAAAAGUCUCAACAGUGAGAGUGAUGUGAAAGAGCUAAACCUUCCGAACGCUAUUCAAAUGUAUUUGAGAACCAAUAGAGAAGAGCACAACAAAAACAGAUGUCAAGUGAGGGAACAACCGGUUAAUUGCCAUAAAAACAAUUCAAUUACCACUCAUUUUAAUCAUUCGAUGUACUCUUGUGUGGAUUCUCAUAACUUGUGGAACUUUUAUAACAAUUCAUCGAAAACACCAUUUCUAGAACUUUGAAACGUUUUACUUCAAAAUUGCCUCUUUUAGUGUAUUUCUGUUCACAUUAUUUAUUUCUUUACAUUUGUUUCGAAACUUAUUCUUAAACUUUUUUAUUACUUAAUUCUCUAAUUUAACUAAACGUUAUACAAAACAAUAUCACAAUAACUGUGUUAUUAAUAACCUAUAAUAUAGGGUAAAAUGUUUAAUUUAAGCCUCGAUUUGAUUCCAGUACUUAAAACUAUUUCUAAUUACUUUUGUAGACC
This is a messenger RNA of Medioppia subpectinata, 1282 nucleotides long. The record is from the annotation of a GenBank genome assembly. Lineage: Eukaryota; Metazoa; Arthropoda; Arachnida; Sarcoptiformes; Oppiidae.